AAAUUAUUUGAACAAUUAUCAAUUAUUAAUUAUGCAUUUUAAACUAUUGUUAUCUAAAAGUUAAUGAAAACCCGUUAAAAUUGUUCACAGUGUAUUCUGAGAUCAGUGGUAGCGUUCAUGCAUAUAGAUGGGCAGCCAAUUUUUGUGUAAUUUACAAAAUCGGCGCCCAAUAAAAUCCGAAUCAAGAGUCAGUUAGUAGUCUAUUUUACACAAGAGUGUAAAAUAGACUACUGAAGACUCUGCAAGGAUUGGUCAUCAGGCCUUUGCGGUAGUUAAUGCUAAUGAAGACGUCAAAAUGAAACCAUCCAUUCGCGUAGAACAUCGGAUAGGAACUUGGAAUGUACGUGGACUGUUAAUGGACGGAAAAUUAUCCAUUAUUGAGGAUGAAAUAGAUAAACAUAAAAUAAGCAUACUCGGUCUAAGUGAGACGCAUAUAAAAGGAAGCGGACACUUUAAAACAACUACGGGGAAUACUAUGUACUUCUCAGGUCACGAAGCGGACAGAAGGAAUGGGGUCGGUUUUAUCGUCCCAGCAAAAUUGACGCGGUUUGUCACUGGAUAUAACCCUAUUAAUGACCGAAUUAUGACCAUCAGAUUAAAAUCUAAACCAUGCUUACUGAACAUCAUUCAGGUAUAUGCUCCUACAGCUGCGGCAUCACAGGAAGCUACUGAGAUUUUUUAUAGAACCCUCGAAACAAUAAUUCAAAGAAUACCCAAGCGGGAGAUGCUCAUUGUACAGGGUGACUGGAAUGCCAAAAUAGGGAACUCUGCAAAUGAUGACCAAAUACGGCAUAUACUAGGGAAACAUGGACUUGGCAUUAGGAACGAGAGAGGGAAAAAGUUCAUUGAAUUCUGCAUUGGCAACUCACUAACAAUCACGAACUCCUGUUUCAAAUACCAUAACCGUAGACUAUAUACUUGGCGCUCCCCAGGUGACCGAUACCGAAAUCAAAUUGAUUAUAUUAUUAUUAAUGAACGAUGGAGAUCAUCUAUCACAAAUGUAAGAACAUUCCCUAGUUCAGACUGUGGCAGCGAUCAUCAACUGCUUGUAGCAAAUCUUCGCCUAUGCCUGAAAUCGCUCCAUAAACCACCUAAGCAAAUGAAACGGCAUGCUCCAUCUGAGAUCAGUGUCUUUCGAAGGAAAACCGAAAAUAAAUUCCUACAACAACCGUAUACUGUAACGCAAAAAAAUACCAAUGCAAAUACGCAAUGGCAAAGACUUCAAAGUCAGAUUGCGGAAGUGCUUGAUUCCAUGCUACGUCAUGGCCAGAAUGAGAUAGAUAAAAUGAGACCGCAGUUUUCGACAAGAAUACGCUCGUGCAAGACCUAUGCAGACGUAAGAGAAACCAAUUUUUCGAGAAGAUCUACGCGGAAAUAGAUAUUAAUGCCAAAUAAGUAUCAAACUGCUAACUUGUUCAAGAAAUCCGUCCUAUAAUAGGAAGUUUCAAACCUUCCUUUUGGAUAACAGAUAACAAAUGAAAUUGUGAAAUCAGCUGAAACAUGAAAAGAAUAUUAUGCAGAAUUAUAUAAAGAUAAUAUCAGCACAGAAAUAGAGACAUCAAUUGAGUAAAUUAGCAUAAACCUGAUGUAAUGUAAUCGAAAGUUAUCGACGCCCUGCAGAAAUUGAAACAAAAGCAUCAAGUUCAGACAGAAAAGGAGAGCACUAGAACAAAAAGAAAUGUCAAACGUGCACAAGAUCUGGCUGUGUAGUUUGAAAAACACAUUAAAUAACCUGUUGAUUGAACUCGUUUAUACUUCUGCUACAUAAAAAAUAUAUGUACCUGCAGAAAUUUUAAAACUAUUACAUUAAUAUCACAUGCGUGCAAAGUCCUCAUACAUAUUAUUAAUAACCGCCUUAAGUGAUUUUUAGAUUGACAAACCGCAUUUGUUAAAAGCACAGGCAGAGACCAAAUUUUGAACCUUAGGCAGACAAUAGGAAAGUGCUACGAAUGUGAUAUUCCCGUGAUCAUAUGUGAUAUAUUGGGUGAACUGGCAACACUUAUGGAACGUUUUUAGGGAAGCUGGUGUACUACAACUCAUAAUAAUACUAAACCAAAAAUUGUACAUAAGUAGUCACAGAACAGUCAGCUGGGGCAAAAUCACAUUCAACAGCUUCACUUUUGAAAGAAGUUAGAUAAGGAUGCAUUAUUUCCCCUUAUUCUUUUUAAUAUAUAUGAGGAACAUAUAAUACGCAAAACUCUUGAUGAACGGUAAAGAGGAAUAAAAAUAGGUCAAGUCCUAGCUCAAACAUGCUAUUGGUGGAUAACACAGCUCUGUUUGAAAUCCUCAAACUAUUAAAACGAGUGAGCUGAAAAUUUGGCCUUCUGAUCAACAAAAAAAAAGAAAGAUCAUGAUAGUCGAUCGCUUAAGUAUUAUCCUGCGUACCGUCACGCUUAAUUACUAUGAAACAGUGAACGAAUUUACAUACCUAAGCUCGAUUGUUAGCAGCAUAGGAAGCUACGAAGGAGACACCAAGCAGCGAAUUGGAAUGACAAAGUCAACAGUGACUCAACUGGGUAGAGUUUGGAGAGACAACAACUUAUCAAUGCGAACUAAAAAUCACAUCAUGCGCACACUGGUUUUUUUAAUUUUUUUUUUUUUGUACAGUAUCAAGAUUUUGAUACUAAAACAUACUUACAGGCGGAUGUAUUUAGAAAGUGGAUAAGUUUGGGAUACGGUGCAAAAGAAAAAUUAUUCGUAUUCCCUGGACUAUUCGAAAAACGAGCAAAGUGCCAAGUCUUAGCAAAGUUGAAACUUACAGACUAACAGCAACUCUACCGCAUCUACCUGCACCGAAUACUAAAACACUUCGGACACAUAGCUCGAAGAAGCAAUAUCAAUCUCAUGGUGACAGGUCAGGUGGAAGGGAAAAGACCAAGAGGCCGCAGUCUAAAGUGCUAGACAGCUCAUGACAGAAGAGUUGCAGAUCCCAGUGAAUAUAGCUAUCUAUCUAGCACAAGAUAAGGACAAAUAGAGGAAGGCAAUAAAAAAUAUAAGACAGGGUCAUGAUCCUUAGGAAUCAAAGAGCGAUUGAAAGAGAGAGAGAGAAAGAGAGAAUUUUAGAAAUUUUAAGUUAUUUUAUUAUUAUUUCCAUAACAAUACAUAUUUAUGAUAAUAAUACUGAAAAAAUCAAUUUACCUGGUUUCCAGGGCGAUCUAGGAGUUGGGGAUGAUAGAUCGACAGGCUCCCCAACUUCUGUUGAUAUAUCCUUGAUUAAUUCCAAUAAGGUAUGUCCAGGAGUCACCGGCAUUUCUAUAGGGGAGGCACCUCUAGAACCCUCUGUAAAAAAAAAUAUAUCGUUAUCAAACAACUUCAGAAGAAAGAAGUUCGAAAUAAAAAAAAAAAAACUAUAUUUUUAUUUGUACGUUAAAACGUUAGGGGAGGAGACCUAGCCAUUGACCACCACCACCUUAGCAGUGGACAGCAUUACUGAACGUAGAUAAAUGACUGUAAUGAUGAUGAUGUUAAGCAUUUACUACAAAUAUAUUUAAAACAAUGUUUAUCUAAACAGUGUUUUACAAGGCACUAUCUAAGUGAUUAAAUACUGUUUGAUCAUAUUAAAAAUAUUUAUUUUUUAAAAAAGAUUUACUUUUUUAGCGAAACGUUGAAACAUGUAAAGAACACUGGUCUAUCGCAAGUUUUAUUUAUUUUUUUUUAGUUCAAAUAAAUGGUCUCAUUUUCUCAAUAGAUUCAGAACCCAUUCGGCAUUCUGAAGUGAAGAUGGCAAAUUUCAAACAUUAUGAUGAUGUUGAUUUACUCUUAAGGUACAGUAUCAUAUCUAUUUAUCCCCUUAGAUUAAAAAUACAAGAUUGACAAUGUAAAAAAAUGUAUAGCAAUAUGUAUUUUAUUAACAAGAUUAACAGAUUGGAAAGUAUAACAUUAAAUAUAAGGUGAAUUAAAAAACACACAUACAAAAUACACAUUUUUACACAUUCGGCAACAAUAUGUUAAGGUUUAAAAUAUAAACUACCUGGUAACGGUGACCUCAACACCAACUUCCUAGCUUCAUCCAUAGCUCGCUGUAAGUUCUGUUGAUUCUUGAAGGAUUCUCUGCUGCGACAGCGUCCAAUUUGACUUCUGCAAGAAAUGUAAAUAAAAUCUGAAACUACUUCAUUUUAUUAUUCUAAAUUAAAUAAAAAUAAAAAAAUACAUUAUUUUAAAUGUAAAACGUGUAAUUUAUUUGAGAACGCUCGACUGGUUUCGAGACCAUCCGGGAUCUUGAGUGACCGCCAUGAGAGCGGAAGCCUAACAGCCGAGUGCAUAAAAUUUUGACUAUAAUAAUUUUGACAAUUACAUACAAUAACUGGUAAUUUAACCGAUAACCAACUAACCUACCUAUUUCUAUGUGCAUGAUUGAAAAGUUCUAGUUAAUGGGGUAGGACGAAGGGCGUACAAGCUAAUGAUUUAGUGAAAGAAAUAGAAAUUUACUGUGGCAACACUGACAACAAAUCGAAAAAAAAUAUUUAAAAUUUGUGUUUCAACAUUAUUUUAUAAUAUUUGUAAUAGUUUAUUAUUGUGUUUGUAAUUUAAAAAAAUAGCAAUGGCAUCAUAUCAAAAUAUUGUUGAGAUAAAUAAAGUACAUAAGUACUCGUAUUAUCAUGCUAUGUAACCGCGGCGUAAUCACAAUUUCUUAAAAUUUAUUAAAAACCCACAGAAUAUA
Messenger RNA from Galleria mellonella (greater wax moth), 4660 nucleotides. Its product is annotated as craniofacial development protein 2-like. Gene Ontology annotation, cellular component: nucleus. Lineage: Eukaryota; Metazoa; Arthropoda; Insecta; Lepidoptera; Pyralidae. The coding region runs from base 296 to 1378 and encodes 360 amino acids. The record is from RefSeq and is a predicted model, not a curated record. The transcript has 2 exons. Gene Ontology annotation, biological process: chromatin remodeling. Gene Ontology annotation, molecular function: catalytic activity.